This is a messenger RNA of Diorhabda carinulata, 10018 nucleotides long. It is a transcript of the gene ftz-f1, whose product is annotated as nuclear hormone receptor FTZ-F1. Lineage: Eukaryota; Metazoa; Arthropoda; Insecta; Coleoptera; Chrysomelidae. The transcript is spliced from 6 exons. Gene Ontology annotation, molecular function: zinc ion binding; nuclear receptor activity; RNA polymerase II cis-regulatory region sequence-specific DNA binding. Gene Ontology annotation, biological process: tissue development; hormone-mediated signaling pathway; regulation of transcription by RNA polymerase II. Gene Ontology annotation, cellular component: RNA polymerase II transcription regulator complex. Bases 237 to 1991 code for a protein of 584 amino acids. The record is from RefSeq and is a predicted model, not a curated record.
AUCUUUGGUCAGUUAGUCAGUCAGUUUUCAUUUAAGGUUUGCCAAUUCACGUUCUGUUAACGCAUCGUUCGCUCGACACUCUUUCAUAAUCACAACAAAUCGGUUUCGAUUUCACUUGAGAACGCGCGCGUGUGUGUGUGCCACUUUUUGGAUUAUACCUCACUCUUAUUUGGAUAUAACUGUGCAAGUGUUUUUUGUGUAUUUACUAUGACGUUCCAGUAUACCUGAAGUGUGAAAUGUUACUCGAAAUGGAGAACCACUCCACGUUGUUGUCUUUGAACAUGUCCCCAUUUAACGCGAACUCGAGUGAUUCCCAAAUGAACCCCCAAGUUUCCAGCCCUUUACCACCGCAAUAUAACUCACCCCCCGUAUCAACCCCUUACAGUAGUUGCCAACAAAUGGGCAUGCAUCAUCACCAACAAUCUAUGAUGAUGUCUCAGUCUAUGAAUAAUAUUGACACCUCUUAUUUGUUUUCUUCAGGAGUCAACACACUAUCUGGGAUUGAUAUGGGUGCUGGGUAUCAGAUAGCGGGUGCAGCUACUUCAAUUACCGGUGUUGGAGACAUUUCUGAUACCAAGGAUGGUAUCGAGGAACUGUGUCCUGUGUGUGGAGACAAAGUUUCGGGAUAUCACUACGGGCUGCUCACAUGUGAAUCAUGCAAAGGAUUUUUCAAAAGAACCGUUCAAAAUAAGAAAGUAUAUACGUGUGUCGCGGAAAGGAGUUGUCACAUUGACAAAACGCAAAGGAAACGAUGCCCAUUCUGCAGAUUUCAGAAAUGUCUCGAAGUUGGUAUGAAAUUAGAAGCUGUGAGGGCGGAUAGAAUGAGGGGAGGUCGAAACAAAUUUGGUCCGAUGUAUAAACGAGAUCGAGCACGGAAGUUGCAAAUAAUGCGACAGCGACAGUUGGCGGCGCAAACAUUAAGAGGCGGACUCGGCAAUGAGAUGUACUCAGGUCAACCUGGUACUUCACCUUUCGCAAAUAUUCACAUCAAGCAAGAAAUUCAAAUACCUCAAGUAUCGUCUCUCACUUCCUCGCCUGAUUCGUCGCCGAGUCCCAUAGCGGUCGCUUUGGGCCAGGUAAAUACAACAAUGCUACAGCCAGCUUCGAACCAGCAGCCAGCUCUUCAGAUAGUCGGCGUACCUGGAGGUCAUUCCUCCAUGGUUAUGGGGCCUGAGAACAAACUCUGGGCUCAAGCCAACUCUACCACCACAUCACCUCAUUCCCUUAGUCCAAAAGUGUUCCAAUUCGAUUCUUUAGUGACGGGAGGUAGUGUUCCAUCCUCAAAAGUGUCGCCGCUCAUUAGAAACUUUGUGGCAGCCAUAGACGAUCGCGAAUGGCAAAAUUCUUUGUACACUCUAUUACAAAACCAGACGUACAAUCAGUGUGAAGUGGACUUAUUUGAACUCAUGUGUAAAGUUUUGGACCAAAAUCUCUUUUCGCAAGUAGAUUGGGCGAGGAAUUCCAUAUUCUUUAAAGAUCUCAAGGUGGACGACCAGAUGAAAUUACUACAGCAUUCUUGGUCGGAUAUGUUAGUGUUGGAUCAUAUUCAUCAACGCAUGCACAACAACCUGCCCGAUGAGACAACCCUCCAUAAUGGACAAAAGUUAGACCUUCUCAAUUUGGGAUUGCUCGGCGUACCCAGUCUGGCCGAUCAUUUCAAUGACAUCACCGCGAAGUUACAAGAACUAAAAUUCGACAUUAGCGAUUAUAUAUGUAUAAAGUUUAUGCUCUUACUUAAUCCAGAUGUUCGAGGGAUUACGAAUAGAAAACACGUUCAAGAAGGUUAUGAACAAGUCCAGCAAGCUUUACUCGAAUAUACAGUGACAUGUUACCCACAAAUCCAAGAUAAAUUUACCAAGAUGCAACAACUUUUGCCCGAAAUUCACACCUUAGCAGCGCGAGGAGAAGAACACCUUUACCACAAGCACUGCUCUGGCAGCGCUCCCACGCAAACUCUCCUUAUGGAAAUGCUUCACGCCAAGAGGAAAUAACGGCUGCCGUCCUCCCCAUCUUCACGUUACCAUAUCUGUGUGCAAUACCGGCUUACACUCUGUAUAUAGGUUACUGGAAAUCUCAUUAAAUAGUGGACUAGUAGAAAUAAAUUUUAUGAAGGAAAGCUCCAGUUCUUCUCCAUACGGAUUAUUCUAGCCUUAAGCUAGAUUGGAGAAAAACCAACCUUCGAAUUUUUAGCUGUUUGAUUUCGGGACAAUUCUUAUAAUUCUGUGAAUUGAAUAUAUUGUUUAAAAUAGUUUCAAAGUCUUUAAAAGGUUGGUUGAUAAACUUCUGUGGUAAUAUCGAAUAUUAUACACGAAGAACUUGGAUAAUACUACUCAUGCUGUUUAUGCUUUCCUUUAUUUAUGUACUUGAUAUUAUUUCUACUAGUUUAUAAAUAUUGUUGACAUUGAUGCCUUUUCGAAGUACAAAGAGCAAACCACAUAUUUUUCUAAUAAGGUAGACCUCAGGCCACAGCACCAAGCUCUGAACAUUUUUCGUUGUUUUUUUUUUAUUUAUGUUAAUGUUGAAGUUUUGGAUUUUUUUUAUAAAAUACAUUCCACGAGGGUGUGUUCCCGAGGGAUACAAGGGCAUCCUAUAAUUUUAGGCUAGGAAGUCUUUAUAGCUUUUUUUCGAAUGUCGAGUGAAUGAGACUGUUGAACGUGCACAGCACUAAACAAUGUGUUAACAGUAGUACGUGUAGCUUAACCGUGGUGAUGGACUAACAGCUCUGGGCGAUGGGGGAUUCACUGUAAAAAAUGUCAGAAUUUCUUUGAAAAUUAACAAAUUUUUAUGGAAAAAGCCAUUAGCUGGAGUUAUUCUAUUACAAAUAUUAUAGUGUGAUUCUGUUGUGAGGAUUGUACUAAGGAAUAUCUUCUAUACACUCUUAUCCAUCAAGACUUCAUAUCUAAAAACACUAUUAUUCAUUUAUCAGAUACUGACUUCAGUAUAUAAAAUUUGUAAUUUCAUUGAUAUUUUUACUUGUUCGGUCUAAAGUUGAUUAGCUUUUUUAAAAUUUGUAGACCAAAAUAGAUUUUUAAACAAUUUGGUGUAUGUUCUUACAUUUCUGAGAUUUUCUUUGAAUCUUAAUGGGAAAUUUGUGAUAUUUCAAUUUUAUGUAGUUUUAUAUAUUUUCAAGAAAAUAUUCCACAAUUUCCACAUAUCAUAAUUCAAAGUACCUUGGCAAAUUUGUCAUUUACUUUGUUGAUUUUCAAAUAUUUUGAUUUUUCUUCCAGGUAAUACUAUUUUAUGAACCAUUGUCUGAGUAAAACUAACAGCUCUGUAAUAUUAUUUGUAAUUAUUAGAUGUAUUGUAAACUUUAUUAUUAGUUAUUAAGUUUAACUAUAUUAUAUAUUAUGUUAUUAUUAUAUAUAUUAUAAAUAUAUAUAUUAUGAAUGUUAAAAUGAUAAUCAAUAAAAGUAAGAGCAGGGUACUGUGGUCUAAAAUUUUUGUGUUAAUUAUCAAAAUGGUGUAAGAGUAACUCAACAACACUAAAAACAAAUAACAGUUAUUUCACAAAAUACUGCUGCAAGAAUAUUUAACUUAAAUCGCAUUAGUUGUUAUGGAUAAGUUUCGAAAAUUCAAAUGUUAUGUAUAAUUUAUUUAGGAACAAAUAUAAUUUUUAUAUAAAUAUUGAUUGAAUUUGAACAUUAUAAUUAUUUUAGUAUUAUAGUUAUUUUAGAAUAGUUUUUGGCAGGGACAGAACACUUUGAGGAAGUUUCAGUAAUUUGUAGGCCAAACUACACACUACAAUUUAGUCCUAUGUAGAAAAAUGCAAAAAAAUGGAAUGUUAUUAAUUGAAAUAGAAGAAGUGUUUCUUUUUGCCAUAUCCAUAAUAUUGUUGUUUUUCCAGAAAUUAUUUCCAAAUAUUCACUUAUUGUUUUUCUUUUGUUCUUUAGUCUAUCAUUCCUGUUCCAAAAUUUGAUUAUUUUCUCAAAUUUUUAUUCAGUAUUUGUCGUUAAUGUCAAUUGUGUGUUUCUUUAAAUGAAUCAUGUGAUUCAGAUUUAUUACACUACCAUCAUCGGUUAUUUCUACACAUCCAUCUUUAUUGUCAAUAUCAAUAACCAUGGGAAUCAUCUUUAUACAUUAUCAUUAACCUGAAAUAAUUAGAUUUCAUUUUUAGAUUAAAAGGUUAUCGUCAAUAAUAACAGUUCUAUUCUGAGUGGUCUUUCUUUCAAUAUAUUUUCUCCUACAUUUAUAUCUGUAAAGUUUAUCAAAUCCAUUUUUUUUAACAAAAAUGAUCAAGCUUUUAUGAAAAUUACCUUAUUAUUCAUUAAGUUACUGUUUUCGUGCAGAAAUAGCCUGUUGGCUUUUUUAUUUUUUUUUAAGUUUUUAAUAAUCUUGUUUUCAGUAUCAGUCAUAUAGUAUUUUCAAUAUCUAUUUGAAAUUGCAAUUUGUUUUAGUAAAUUUUUAUAUCAAUAUACUAGGUUAGUAACUUACUAAGUCAAAUGGUUCUGUUUGGACACUAAAGAUUUUGUACUUUGUGAAUUUUGUACACUGGUUGCGUUGUUUUGAUUGAAUAUCCCAAUUAUUUUAAAAUUUUGAGACAAACAUCGGCCUUUUGAAAAUAUUUUUGUUGGUCAUUUUUCAUCUUUCUCAUUUGAUGUUUACUAUCAUUGACAGUUGAAAAUACUGUGAUGAUUCCUCGGUGUUGUGAUAUCCUAUCCAAUAGCAACAAGCUUCAUAAACUUAUCAGAAAAACACAGUGAAUAACAAAAUUAAUUUUGAAAUGUACGUUAUACAUUAAUGGAACAUAGGAAUAUCACUGUAAAAUAAUUAACAAAGUGUCCAACGUAUUCCCACUUUGCUUUUAGAGUAAAUUACUUGUCUUUAGUUUCAUUAGCAUUGAAUUAUAUUCUAAUUAAAAAAAGAGAUGUGAGGAGUGUAAGUCAAUCAAAAAUGAUGAAUUGAAAAUAUUAUUAAUUAAGAUAGAACAUGUCACAAAUAAUUUAAGUUUAAUUUUAACUAACAGUACUUACAAUAUCCAGCAUAUAACAAAUUAUAUUUAAAUUAAUCAUUUGAAGCAAAGCGAGUCAGAACACAUCCACACUUACAUAUUUCCACUGAAAUCUGGUAAAAUGGAGUGUGAAUCUAUUGGAACAGUUUAGUUUAUUAUAAUUUAUUACAAUCUUUACUAGAGAUUGAAAGUGAGUUAGUUGAAGAUUUUACAAUGGUAUUCUGAUGUUUCAUGGUGUCUUUCAAUACUAAAUACACUUUUCAGUUUCUCAUAUUAUAUGAAAUAAGUCUACAAACUUAGGACAAUUAGGACAAAAGUUUUGUCUACCUUUCUAUUUAUAAAAUUUGGUUAUAUUUAUUAUGAUUAAAAAAUUUUUAUACAUCGUUUUAUUGUUUCUUUUUAACUUUAUACCUAUUAGUAAGUUUUAUUAUGUGAAAUAACUGUGGUUCUUAAUUUUUUUCAAACCUAAUACUACCAAUUAUUUUAAAAUGAUAAUGCAGGUUACCUAAUUGGUUGUUUAAAGCAAACAAAUCGAGUCUUCUUUAUCAAAUUUUUGCAUAUCUAUUUGUAAUAUGUACAGAUAUUGUAACCUUAAAAUUUUUAAACCAAUAUGUUUGAAGACUUAUUCACAACGUGCAUUAUGCAAUAAAAAGAUUAUUUAAAAUUCUAUGUUGCUUUUCUUUAAUGCUCCAAAUGUUCUUGCUUUUCUUAUUCAUUAGUAUAGUUUGUUUUUUCUUUUGACAUUGUUUCUUUUAUUGAGAUAUGCUGAUUUCUCUGACAGGAGAGAAUUACUUUAGAUUAAUUUAAAGGUUACAAUAUAUUAUAUAUAUACAGUAUUGGAAAUAGUUAGCUGAACAUGGGUAGAUCAUGAAGUAUCGAACCAACUUUGUUCCAAUCCAUCUAUAUAUUCCAAUCGAACACCUUUAUAAAUUAUAAAAAAACUCUGUACUCGAUUAGUUAUUAAUCAAACUGUACAAAGAUGAGAUCGGGGAGGCAUAAAUCUUAUUCACAAAAAUGAGGUUGGUAAGAGACUUCACAUUAUUGAACCUGUAUUUUGUAAAAUAUUUUCUAAUACUGUAUGCUAUAUAUGCAAGAAAUUAUUUCCAGAACCAUACUUUUUAAGGUGUUAACUUUGUGAUAUACUAAUGUAAAUAUGUAUAGAAUUGAGCUUUAUAAAAUAAAAACUUAUUUUUAAAUAAUCCUACAUGUUUAAAUGUUCAUAGAGACAUUAAAAAUUAUUUUUUUACAUCACAUUGUUGAUUGUUCCAAAGUUUAUUGGUAAAAAAUCAGAUAUCAGAUUAGUAAGAAAAGUGAUCACAUAUUUUAUUAUAAAUUUAGGGAUGUUGUUAGGUUUAUUCAACCAUCACUUUGAAUAUAUGAGUGUUAAGUAUAUACUUUUAUCAAUAUCUUCCAAAUAAUAUUUCCAAAUAUCAAUUUUUUUUACUUACGUAAUACUGGAAUUAAUUCAAUUGAUUUUAUCCAGAUCCAUGUUAAGAGUGGAAUUUAGAAGUAGAUAUAUAUUUUGAAAACCCUGUUUUUUAGGAAUAGGUAAACAAAUAUAUCUCUGAAAUCAUAAUUCUUGAUAUGGUUGAAAGUAAUUUUAUAUAAUUGUGAAUGAAAAUGCUUUAAGAGAAAAGAAGUUAUAUUUCUAACACUAUUUAUAUUGAAAAUUAGUUUGUCAGCUAUCCUACACACUUGACAAUUGAAUAGUCCAGAAUCUUUCAUUUCAAUUUAUUAACUUAUGAUUCUUAAUUGAGAAAAAAUCUCAUUAAAGGUGCUUAAAACAUGAAGAGGUACAUUUUAGCUCCAUCUUCAUGUACUCAAAAAUAAUGAAUAUACAAAUAAGUUUGUGAUAUAUAAAAUGCACUUACUUAAAAUUUACUGAUUCUAUAAUACCAUUGCUUCCUUGUUUUAAUUAUAAACACAUAUAUUAUGCCUUCUUUCUAAGAGGGCAAUUCGGAAAGUAACCUCCAAACCGCUGUUAAAAACAAACAUGCACAGAGAAAAAAUAAUUUAUUCACAUAUCACAGGUACUCGUACAACUCUCCUCUAUUUGUCAACUUAGUUAGCCAGCAUAAUUCAACUUGUCCUAAAGUUUAACCAAUCUACUUCUGCAUAAAAAACGACAGCCUGAGAUGUCAACCAAUAUGUUAUGACAUUUUUCCUCUUCAUCCUAAAUGCUCUUUCUGAAGCCAUUUCUUCAUUGCAGUGAACAAAUGAUAAUCAGAAGGAACCAAGUCCGGUUUGUAGAAAGAAGAUUUAAACACAUUCUAUUUAAAUUUACAUAAAACUUAUCAUGUUCUUAUUGCAGUGUGAGGUAGUGCAUUAACAUGUAACCUCAGAAUACUGUCCCACUUUUAUUCUGGAUGGCUUUUGUCAGUUUUUUCUUAGAAGGUAAUUAUCAGCUUGCUCGCUGAAAAGUAUGAUGGACUUUUUUGUCUCUGUAUUGACGUGCACUUCACAAGUUUUGUUACCGAACAUAAUCCGAUCAAAGGUUCUCUUCAUGACUGUGGUAUUAAGAAAAAUUCUAAGAAAGUGUCAUAUACACUAGCUUUGCAAAUCAAUGUUAGCCUUUUCAGUACCCUCCUUACAUAUAACUUUCAAUCGCCCAAUUUUUCUGCGUUGAUGUAUAAAACUGCCCGAGAUAUGUUUGAAACUUGUUCUCAAAGUUGAGACUUACUACAGGUCUUCCACUGUGAUUUGUCGUGAAUGUUUGCACUAGACCAUCACUGAUAUAGUAUUUUGACACAAGUACAUCGUACCACUUUUUAUACGUCGCAAUUAGCGGAAUUUUCUAUGUCAGUGCACAUUUUGUCGCUUUACAAGUAGCAACCGCCUCAAGAUAUAUAUAUAUAUAUAUAUAUAUAUAUAUAUAUAUAUAUAUAUAUAUAUAUAUAUAUAUAUAUAUAUAUAGAUAUAUAUAUAUAUAUAUCUACUAGAAGCUUAUUGAAUCGGAUUUAAUGUGUAUUUGAUUGAUCGAAGACGAUCUAACCUUCUAACCUUACUUUUAGCGCCACGCCUCAAACGCCUGCUAGUUUUCGAAUUGCCCUCCUACAUAAAGUAUUUAUAUUGACAACGAAACGAGCUUACACUAUUUUAGAAUGAACUUAUUUUGGUUAAUUGUCUUUUGUAAAUAGCUUAUUGUAUUGUUGUUAGGUCAUUCAGUUACAAAAUUAUUUUAAAAUAAACAUUAUAUGUCAAAACAAAAAUAUAUAAUAUUUUUUAGAAAGUUGUAAAAAUCAAGAUUAUUCACAAACUAUUUUGAAAUUAAAUUUCUCGCUAAUUUGAAAGUAUUUGGGUUCUACUGUUUUUUUUAAUAUUAUUCUUCAUGGCUUUUAUUGUCAAUUUCGUUGACAUGGUCAAUAAAUUUUACCUUAUUCAGAUUAUUUGAAUUAUCUCACUAGCAGUCCUUCUUCCUUUUCAGGGAGGUAUAUCAAUAAGUACAAAUUCACUGGAUAAAAUUACUUUUUGGAAAGUGCGAAUUUUCCAUAUGAAUUAGUCAUAUAUUGGCAAGUAUUGAAUAAUACUAUUAUUUAUUAGAAUCUCUUUAUUUCAUAAUUUUACAGUAGUUUUAGAAUCAUUUCAGACUACCGAACUUUGUUUUAGUCGAGUUUGUUUAUUUGAUUAGAUUCUUACCAUCUGUAAUGUUAAUAUUGUAACUGAAAGACUGAUUUGUUUUAGUUGAAAACGCUCCCGAUAAAGGUUGUGAAAUGUUAGAAAAGUUAUUAAUCAUUUAGAUAGAUGCAGGUAUGCUUAGUUGGCAAGAGAUUCUUAUUGAGACAAUAACAAAUUAAUUUAAUUGACAAAAAUUAUAUUUAUUAUAAUUUUUCUUGAAAAAUGAAAUUUCAUAUGAAAUAUUAGUUUAUUUCAUUGAAUUUAUAUAACAAAAGCAAAAUGAUGAAUGAGUAAAUUAAGUGAGAUCAGUGUAAUUUUAUUUGAAGGGUUGCUUCCUAUACAGUAAGAUAUAUGUAUACAAUAGGCUUGUAGUGAUGUAAUACGAAAAUGUGAGAUAAUAAGCAGUUAAAGAGAAUUUUGAAAACUAAAAUGUAUCGUUUACAUGCAUCAAAACUUUUAAUACUGUUUGAGGUUCUGGAACUGAUUUUUUUAAAACUUUUGAUAAAUACGGAAAUUAUAAACACAAAGUAUAUUAUAAAACUAAUAGAUUUUAUGUGUCUUGAAAAUAAUAUUGGCAAAUGUUGAGCCUUGAAUAAAAAAGCAUUUAGUUUUCCAAAUUGAUUGCCAAAAUUUGGAAGGAGGCACAGUACAAGACUAAUUAAUAUAUCAUGUAAAUUGUCUGUAUAAAAUAUUGAUGUAUGAAUUCUGAGCUAGUUACUUUGUCUCAUAAUAUUUAUGAGAUGUCGAAAAACUAAUUUAAACUAUUUUUUGCCUAAUGUUAAAAAAAUGGUGAAAUAUCACAUUCCAAAGUAAUACAUUUUAUAUUCAUUUUACUUUUACUAUAUUUAAUGUUCUGAAGGACUAUAUUUACAAUGUUUUUUCGAAAAACUAUAUUUACAAGCGAUUUUGGCAUUUAUUUGAUGCUUCUUCCAAAUAUUUUGCAGAAUUAUAUAUUAUAAUUAUUUCAACGAUUUCUAGCAGAUUUUUCACAUUUUAUUUAUAAUAAACAAUAUUUAGUCUUGUUUAUGAAUGAUAACGGCCUGAUCUAUUUGCCUUGAAAAUAAGUUUAUUUUUUGUGUUCAACGUGGGUCUUGUACAUAGUAUCUUCUAUGAUAAGAAAAUAACAUUUAAAAUGUGAACCUUUGUCCGCAUUUUAAAAAUGUUAUCCCCACUGAAAGAUUUGUUUGCAAAAACUUCCAUAGAGUGUCCUCGCAAGGCUUUGGUGCGAGUCCCAUUGUGCUCUGUAUUUUCUAAAUUUACCACUAAUUUAUUUUUGAGUAUUUGUAUGCCCUUGUUACACGCAUGGGGCCCAGAGCUUAUAUUAUCUUGAGAAAAAUAUAGAUAUAUUUAUAUAUUAAAUACGUACACUUAUUUAAGCUGUGUGAUUGAAAGGUUGUAAAUAUAAUUUAUGUGGAUCAAAAGUGAUUGUAGAAAUAAAUCACCGUCAUAUUAUAA